Messenger RNA from Cucumis melo (muskmelon), 2494 nucleotides. RefSeq names its product probable E3 ubiquitin-protein ligase ARI8. The transcript has 15 exons. Gene Ontology annotation, biological process: positive regulation of proteasomal ubiquitin-dependent protein catabolic process; ubiquitin-dependent protein catabolic process; protein polyubiquitination. Lineage: Eukaryota; Viridiplantae; Streptophyta; Magnoliopsida; Cucurbitales; Cucurbitaceae. The coding region runs from base 211 to 2004 and encodes 597 amino acids. Gene Ontology annotation, cellular component: ubiquitin ligase complex; cytoplasm. Gene Ontology annotation, molecular function: ubiquitin conjugating enzyme binding; zinc ion binding; ubiquitin protein ligase activity. The record is from RefSeq and is a predicted model, not a curated record.
AAUUUCUCUUUUAGUACGAACCCCUACUUUGCUACUCUUCUCUUAUCAGUCAUCAACCACUACCUCUUUCUUCUCACUUUCCUCGCUCCCCCAUUUCCUGCUCCUUCGAUCAUUCGCAUUUUCACCUUCCUACUUUUUCAUCACUUCCUCAAUCUCAUUUUCUGUUGAGUCACUGUUGGGGCCUUCUGCUUCCAAACGGUCCCACCAUAAAUGGAAUCAGAGGAUGAGCUCGACAUGCACGAUGCCCAUGACGACGACGACGACUCUGUUGACAAUGAGGAGGACUUCUACAGUGGCGGCGACGACGAUGCUGCUGGCAUUGACAGUGACGAUGCUGAUGUCGGUGAUUAUGAGUUUGUUGAUAAUGAUUCCGACGAUUCCGACGACAUGGUUUCCUAUCGCCACCAGCAAAACUAUAUAAUCUUGGCCGAGGCAGAUAUUCAACAAUGUCAGGAGGAAGACAUCACGAGAGUAUCCACUGUUCUUUCUAUUUCAAAAGUAGCCGCUAGCAUCCUGCUCCGAUAUUAUAACUGGAGUGUCAGUAAAGUGCAUGAUGAAUGGUUUGCAGAUGAAGAAAAGGUUCGUAGAUCUGUUGGCUUACUACAAAAACCAGUGUUGCGACAUUCAAAUGAAUUAGAACUACCUUGUGGUAUAUGUUUUGAAAUCUAUCCACUUGAUAAGAUCCAGUCAGCUGCCUGUGGCCAUCCAUUUUGCAAUGCUUGUUGGACAGGUUACAUUAGCACAUCUAUCAAUGAUGGUCCAGGAUGUCUAAUGUUACGAUGUCCAGAUCCAUCCUGUGGUGCUGCUAUCGAUCAAGAUAUGAUAAAUCUAUUAGUUUCUGAAGACGACAAAAAAAAGUACUUUCGUUAUUUUGUUCGAUCCUACGUCGAAGACAAUCGGAAGACCAAAUGGUGCCCUGCUCCAGGAUGUGAUUAUGCUGUAGAUUUUAUAGUUGGAAGUGGAAGCUAUGAUGUUACUUGCAGAUGCUCCUAUAGCUUUUGCUGGAAUUGUACUGAGGAAGCUCAUCGUCCUGUUGAUUGUGUCACUGUAGCUAGAUGGAUAUUGAAGAAUAGUGCUGAGUCGGAAAAUAUGAACUGGAUAUUGGCAAAUUCCAAACCUUGUCCGAAGUGUAAACGACCAAUUGAGAAAAAUCAAGGAUGCAUGCAUCUUACUUGCACACCACCUUGUAAAUUUGAGUUCUGCUGGCUUUGCCUUGGUCCAUGGUCUGAUCAUGGAGAGAGGACAGGUGGAUUCUAUGCAUGUAAUCGCUAUGAAACUGCCAAGCAAGAGGGAGUGUAUGAUGAUGCAGAAAAGCGAAGAGAGAUGGCAAAGAAUUCUCUGGAGAGGUAUACACAUUAUUAUGAAAGAUGGGCUACCAACCAAUCGUCCAGGCAAAAGGCACUUGCAGAUCUCCAUCAAAUGCAGACCGUGCAUCUGGAAAAGUUAAGUGACAUUCAGUGCCAACCUCAAUCACAGCUAAAAUUCAUAAGCGAAGCAUGGCUACAGAUUGUUGAGUGUAGGCGAGUUCUUAAAUGGACAUAUGCCUAUGGAUAUUAUCUACCUGAGCGUGAACAUGCCAAGAGACAAUUCUUUGAAUACUUGCAAGGUGAGGCUGAGUCUGGGUUGGAACGACUCCACCAAUGUGCAGAAAAAGAGUUGCAUGCUUACUUAAAUGCUGCUGAUGGCCCAUCAAAAGAUUUUAAUGAGUUCCGUACCAAACUUGCUGGACUAACCAGUGUAACUCGAAAUUACUUCGAGAAUUUAGUUCGUGCACUUGAGAACGGUUUGUCGGAUGUUGAUUCACACGGUACCUGCAGCAAAACAGCAAGCUCAAAGAGUACUGGUGGCUGUAGGAGUAAAGGUGGAAAAGGCAAGAUGAGUGCAUUCAGAGGUAGCGGUUCGAGUCGAAACAUCGAUGAUACUGACCAUUGGUCUUGUGAACAUUGCACCUUUGCAAAUCUUAAGUCAGCUACAUUCUGCCAGAUGUGCCAACAACGGCGAUAACCAUAUUUGGCAGUUGGAAAUCCAACUUAGAUGAUGGCUUUUGGUUACUCCCAUCAUCUGUUCUUGCUGGUCGGAACGUCCUUAGAGCAUAAUUUGGCUUUCAGAAGGAAAUGACUCAUUUGUUGCAUUAUUUCAGGUCAUUGAAUUCUGCACUUGCACCAUUGGACCGAAGCAUGGGAGUGUUUGAGAAACUAAAUAUCAGCUGUAUAUAGUUCCUACUCUUUGAUUGCUUAUUUGUCAUUCAUAGCAUGUUAUAACAGUAUUCAUAUGCAUGUUUACUCGUCUGACCAUUUCUUGUGAUAGUAUAUUUUACAAAUACAUAAUACAUAUAAAUAUAUAAAUCUGAAUCGAGAAUUAGAGGCAACAGGCACUGAGUCAAUAAGGUGACAAUAUUAACUGUUGGAAGGAUGAUGAUUUCAAUGUUCUACACCAUACGUUGAUUCUCGAGAAAAAUUAUGCAUUUUUCUUAUAGAACAAUUUAAUUCCUUAA